AUGGAGAGAACAAGUUUCAUUUCCUUGUUCCUCUCUCUUCACCUCAUCAUCAUCACACUACAAAAUGCUGUUCUGCCAACCAUGGCCGUCCCUCUCUCCACCAAUAAUCGUUGGAUUGUGGAUGAGAAAAGACAGCGGGUGAAGCUGGCAUGCGUCAAUUGGGCGAUGCAUCUGGAGCCAAUGGUGGCAGAGGGACUCAGCAAGAGCCCUAUGGAUUUGAUCUCAAAAACAAUUGUGAAGAUGGGAUUCAAUUGCGUGCGGUUCACUUGGCCAACUUUCUUGGUCACCAACGACUCUCUAGCCUCUCUAACUGUGAGACAGUCUUUUCAAAAACUCGGUCUGUCUGAUUCCAUUCCUGGCAUCCAAGCCAAUAAUCCAUCUAUCAUUGAUCUUCCUCUGAUCAAAGCUUAUCAGGCAGUGGUGUCGAAUCUUGGAGCGAACAAGGUGAUGGUGAUUCUAGACAAUCAUAUAAGCAAGCCCGGUUGGUGUUGCAGUAACACAGACGGCAAUGGUUUCUUUGGGGAUCAAUACUUCAAUUCUUAUGUGUGGAUGACUGGUCUAACUCGAAUUGCUACCAUAUUUAAUGGUGUCUCUGCCGUAGUUGGUAUGAGUCUCAGAAAUGAGCUUAGAGGUCCUAGACAGAAUGUAAAUGAUUGGUACAGGUACAUGAUAGCAGGAGCAGUGUCAGUUCAUGAAGCAAAUCCAAAUGUUCUUGUCAUACUUUCUGGUCUAAACUAUGAUAGAGACUUAUCUUUUAUUCAAAGUCGAGUAAUAAACCUGACAUUUACUGGAAAGCUAGUAUUUGAGUGGCAUUGGUAUGCAUUCUCAGAUGGUAGUGCAUGGGAAAGUGGCAACCCUAAUCAAGUGUGUGGGAGAGCAAUGAGUAAUAUGAAGAGCACAUCGGAAUUCUUAUUAGGCCAAGGUUGGCCAUUGUUUGUGAGUGAAUUCGGAGCAGAUCAAAGAGGAACAAACAUGAAUGACAAUAGAUAUUUGAACUGUUUUUUGGGUGUGGCAGCUGACCUUGAUCUAGAUUGGGCAUUGUGGACACUUGUUGGAAGUUAUUAUUUAAGAGAAGGGGUGACCGGAGAAAAUGAAUAUUUUGGGUUGUUUGACUGGAAUUGGCGUGAUAUUAGGAAUUCAAGCUUCUUGCAUAAAAUAUCUGCUAUCCAAAUUCCUUUUCAAGGACUAUCUAAAAAGAAUAAACAUAAAAUAAUUUUUCAUCCAUCAACAGGACUUUGUAUCUUAAGAAAUUCACUGCAUAAUCCACUAAUAUUGGGUCCAUGCACGAAAUCUGAAGGUUGGAGCUACACAUCUCAGCAAAUUAUCUCCCUUAAGGGAACACAUUUAUGUUUAAGAGCUGAAGAAUUGGAAAAACCUGUACAAUUAAGUAAUGUUUGUACAGAUUCUAGUUCAAAAUGGGAACCCAUAUCAGAUUCUAAGAUGCAUCUUUCUUCUAAACUAAGCAAUGGAAUGUCUAUUUGCUUGGAUGUGGACUCAACCAAUACUAUCGUCACAAAUAACUGCAAGUGCCUGAGUGGAGAUAAUAGGUGUGAUCCUGCAAGUCAGUGGUUCAAACUUAUUGACAGCACUAGAAUACGAAUAGAAACAUAUUUGGAGGCCUUGGACCUUUGGGAGGCUGUGGAAGAAAAUUAUGAUGUUCCAGCCUUGCCAAAUAAUCCCACUGUUGCUCAAAUCAAGACUCAUAAGGAGAAAAAGACAAAGAAAUCCAAAGCGAAGGCAUGUUUGUUUGCUGCUGUGUCACCAAUGAUCUUUACAAGGAUAAUGUAUCUUAAAACAGCUAAAGCCAUUUGGGAUUAUCUGAGAGAGAAAUAUGCUGGUGAUGAAAGGAUAAAAGCAAUGCAGACUCUAAACUUGAUCAGAGAAUUAGAAUUACAGAAAAUGAAGGACUCUGAGACAAUUAAAGACUAUUCUGAUAGACUUUUAUCAAUUGCAAACAAGGGUCAUCCUCCUUUCAAAUGUUGGAGAAGACCCGAUGCUAAGUGCUCCAAAUGCAACCAGCUUGGACAUGAAGCAGUAAUCUGCAGAGAAAAAGAUGAAGAGCAGAAAGUUGCAGCCCAAGUUACAAAUCAAGAAGAUGAAGAUCAUCUUUUUGUAGCAUCAUGCUUUGUCGGCAGCAGUUCAACUGAUGGUUGGUUAAUUGACAGCAGGUGUACUAAUCAUAUGACCAACGACAGAAAACUCUUCAGGGAUUUAAAUCCAACUGACAUCAGUAAAGUCAGAAUUGGAAAUGGUGACUAUAUAUCUGUGAAAGGGAAAGGAACGAUAGUCAUAAUUGGAAAUUCAGGAACAAAAAAGAUUUCUAACGUUCUUUAUGUGUCUGAUAUUGAUCAAAACCUGUUGAGUGAUGUCUCAGGUCAAGAGAUUCUCAAAGUAAGAAUGAAAGGGAAAAGCUUCUCAUUCAAUCCAUCCAAGGAGGAGAACAUUGCAUAUUCCACUAAAGUCAAUAACACCGAGAUAUGGCACAAGAGACUUGGACAUUACUGUCAUGCUUAUCAAUUUGGCAAGCAAAGUAGAGCACCAUUUCCUCAAGUCCAAUGGAGAUCUUCAAAGAAACUUCACCUUAUUCACACCGAUGUUGCUGGCCCUCAAAGAACGCCUUCAUUAAAAGUGAAGCGUGACAAGUUAGAUAAAAAGGCUAUACCAGGAAUCUUCGUGGGAUAUAGUACAGUGUCAAAGGCUUACAAGGUGUACCAGCCACAAACAGGAAGAAUGAUAGUUAGCAGGGAGAUUCAGUUUCAUGAAGAAGAAAAAUGGGAUUGGAAAGACUCAUCAAAGUCUGAGAAUCAUUUAAAAAACUCAAAGCUGAGUAUUCCCAUCCGCUUACCACAAGAAGAAGCUGAUCACUGGCAGUCCGAAUCAGAAGAUGAGCCACCAGUUCGUGGAACAUGA
Carica papaya (papaya) is the source of this 2910-nucleotide messenger RNA. The record is from RefSeq and is a predicted model, not a curated record. Lineage: Eukaryota; Viridiplantae; Streptophyta; Magnoliopsida; Brassicales; Caricaceae.